Rotaria sp. Silwood2 is the source of this 753-nucleotide messenger RNA. The record is from the annotation of a GenBank genome assembly. NCBI's taxonomy places the organism in Eukaryota, Metazoa, Rotifera, Eurotatoria, Philodinida, Philodinidae.
AUGACAAUCAUUAAGGCUCUUGAAAAAUUAAAUGAUGAUUUUCAUGGAUUGAACAAAGAUUUCCAUAGUGUUCAUCCCACUUUUCAAGGGAGUAGGUCGACGCUCAAUGUAACCUUUAAACUAGCUCGAAAUGAUCCAAAUGGAAAUCCAACAACUGGAAUAAUCUAUUAUCCUGCAAAAAAUGGGUACGCAACAAAUGCUUUUAAUAAUGAUAUCCAAAGAGAAGCCUGGGAUAAUUAUAAAUAUUGUAAUGUUUAUAUUCAGUUGGAUUUAUAUGCUAAUGGUGUAUUGACUAACUCUGGUGUCGCUUGGUAUCCAGAUGCUGGCAUGUCCAAUGCUAAAUUGGCACGCAUCGUCUAUAACGGACGAUAUUUAUAUGGAAAUACGGACGACGAAUUUUCGUCAGUUUUAACUCAUGAAUUUGGCCAUUGGCUCAAUCUCGUACACACUUUCGAAGGUGGUUGCUCAACCUCAUCUGACAGCCAAUGUGAUCAAACCGGCGAUCGAGUAUGUGACACGCCGCAAACCGUAGGAAGCCAGGGUUGCACUGCUGUUAAUAAUUGUCUUAACAAACUUGUUAACAGUGAAAAUUAUAUGGACUAUAGUGGUGCAUAUGGAUGUUAUAAGAUGUUUACAGCAGGUCAAGUAGCUAGAAUGGAGGCUAGCAUGCACCAUCCUGCUAGAGUAGCUCUGUGGCAACUGCAAAAUUUGAUAGCAACAGGUGUUGCUGAGAACAAAACAACUAAAAUGUAA